AUGGCGCUGCAGGCACCCAAGAAGGCGGCCCCGGGGAACCCCAGCCAUCUGCUGCCGUCGGAGCUGGUAGACCGCUGCGUCGGGCAGCGCAUCUGGGUGCUGAUGAAGGGCGACAAGGAGCUGGUGGGGACGCUGGAGGGGUUCGACGUGUACGUCAACAUGGUCCUGUCGGACGUGACCGAGAUCGACCCCACGCCGAGCGGGCCGGUCACGAACCACCUGGACCAGAUCCUGCUCAACGGGAACAACAUCGCGUGCCUGAUCCCGGGUGGCAAGCCGGACUCCUGA
Molecule: messenger RNA, 288 nt
Organism: Pedinophyceae sp. YPF-701
Lineage: Eukaryota; Viridiplantae; Chlorophyta; Pedinophyceae
Source: the annotation of a GenBank genome assembly